Molecule: messenger RNA, 441 nt
Organism: Episyrphus balteatus (marmalade hoverfly)
Lineage: Eukaryota; Metazoa; Arthropoda; Insecta; Diptera; Syrphidae
Exons: 1
Source: RefSeq, a predicted model, not a curated record
GAGUGUGCUUGCUGCGGCGGUGGCGUUGAUGUAGCACGACGAUGUCCAGCUGGAAAAUCGUCGUCCACUUCUGCUCCACCAGCCGCAGCGCAGUCCCAUUCAUCGUCUUCUUCAAAUCAUCAUCAGCAUCGGCAACAUCCAAAGUCUAGUAAACGUUCCUUAUCGUACCAUGCCCCGCCAACUAACCACCCUAGUUGUGACGAUCACGAGUACGAUUACUAUCCAAAAACACAGCGUUCGGCGACAUUUGACGUUGCCGAUGCGCGAGACUAUGAGGUGCGUUUGUUGAAACAACAACAACAACAUCAUCGCUCUAAUGUUGCUGCCACCAUUAAGCAAAGCCAACAAAUAUUGCAACAACAGCAACAUGCUAGCAAUGGUAAUCUAGCAUCAAAUGGAGUGCAGCGACAGCAUCGCAGAGAAAAAACAUUCAAAGUAUGA